Molecule: messenger RNA, 4073 nt
Organism: Anolis sagrei ordinatus
Lineage: Eukaryota; Metazoa; Chordata; Lepidosauria; Squamata; Anolidae
Gene: CPNE7
Product: copine 7
Biological process (GO): cellular response to calcium ion
Cellular component (GO): plasma membrane
Molecular function (GO): calcium-dependent phospholipid binding
Source: RefSeq, a predicted model, not a curated record
GCCUGUCUCUCUUUCUCUCUCCUCCUCGCCUUCUUGCCUUGGCUUCUUUGGAGGCAGCAGCAGAGGAAGAGCUGCUCUGUCGAUCCCGGCUCGGGCGGCAGAGCAAAGGGGGACGGCAAAAAGGACCUUCUCCAUGGCAAGAUAGCCCUCGCUCCUAAUCCUUGCACUAAGAGACCAGUUGAUGCCUGGCUGCCAGGAUUGGCAACUCUCCUUCCAUCAGAGGCAUCCUUGGCCAAACCUGGCACCGUUUGAAACCUAGAUCCCAUCUCUUCCAGCCUAGAACCGUUCAGAAAAGAACCUGCGUUCCUUGGCAGAGAGAUCUGGAGAAGCCGGGAGCAUCCUUUCCUCCAAGAGAUCCAGGAGACAUCUGCACCCGGGAUUGGUCUGUGCCAAGGAGGAGGAGGAAGACAACGACCACAGGCUGCUGCCUCUCUUUAAUUUGCAAGGAGACAAGCGCCUCUUAAUUAGCUCGCUUUGGCAGCUGUCCGGAGGAACCAAGGAAACAAGUGGCAGCGUUCUCUUAACAAGGGAAGAAAGGAGAAGGCAUAGCGGCGGCUGAAGCCGAACCAGGCUCUUCCUCUCCGUCGGACGGUCAACCGAUGCCCUGUGAUCCUCGGACAUCUCUCCAGUGACCGUUUCCAAGCCUUCCUUUGUGAACUCAGACUCGGACCCUUCUCCUUGCUGGCGAGGAUGAGCGACAUGUCGGACCCGGCCAACCUGGGGGUGGUCUCGGCCACCUGUGUCUCCAAAGUGGAGCUGAGGGUCAGCUGCAAGCACCUCCUAGACCGCGACACCCUCAACAAAUCGGACCCCUGCGUGGUGCUCCUCAUGCAGUCCCAAGGGCAGUGGAUGGAGGUGGACCGGUCGGAGGUCAUCAAAAGCAACCUGAACCCGGUCUUCGCCAAGGUCUUCAUGGUGGACUAUUACUUCGAGGAGGUUCAGAAGCUGCGCUUCGAGGUCUACGACAUCCAUGGCCACGGAGGGAUCGGGACCCAUGACGAUGAUUUUCUGGGCGGGAUGGAGUGCACCGUGGGGCAGAUUGUGGCCCAGAAGCGGGUGAGCAAACCUCUGUGCCUGAAGUACGGAAAGUACGCAGGGAAGUCCACCAUCACAGUCACCUCAGAAGAGAUUUCCGGAGACAACGGCUUUGUUGAACUCUUCCUCCGGGCCAAGAAGUUGGAUGAUAAGGAUCUCUUCAGCAAGUCAGAUCCCUUUCUAGAGAUCUACCGGAUCAAUGACGAUGGGAGCGAGCAGUUGGUCCACCGCACAGAGUUUGUCAAGAACAACCUGAGCCCAGUUUGGGAGCCCUUCAAAGUCUCUCUGAACUCCCUUUGCAGCUGUGAAGACAAGCGGAAGCUGAGGUGCAUUGUCUUCGACUACGACUCACGCGGCAAACACGACUUCAUUGGCGAGUUUUACACCACUUUUGAGGAGAUGCAGAAAGCCAUGGGGGGAAACAAGAUCCAAUGGGACUGUAUAAACCCAAAGUACAAGAUCAAGAAGCGGAACUACAAGAACUCAGGUGUGGUCAUCCUUCUGGACCUGAAGAUCCACAGGGUCUACUCCUUCCUGGAUUACAUCAUGGGCGGAUGCCAGAUCCACUUCACGGUGGCGAUUGACUUCACGGCAUCCAACGGAGACCCUCGAAACAGCUGUUCCCUCCACUACAUCAACCCUUACCAGCCCAAUGAGUACCUGAAGGCCUUGGUGGCCGUCGGGGAGAUUUGCCAGGAUUAUGACAGCGACAAGAAGUUCUCUGCCUUAGGCUUCGGAGCCAGGAUCCCCCCCAACUAUGAAGUCUCCCAUGAUUUUGCCAUUAAUUUCAACCCAGAUGACGACGAGUGUGAAGGCAUCCAAGGUGUGGUGGAGUCCUACCAGAACUGCUUGCCCAAGAUCCAGCUCUACGGCCCCACCAAUGUGGCCCCCAUCAUCUCCAAAGUGGCCCAAGUGGCUGCUGAGGAGGAGAAGACCAAGGAAGCCUCGCAAUAUUUCAUUCUUCUGAUCCUGACGGACGGCGUGGUGACCGACAUGGCUGACACGCGAGAGGCCAUUGUCCGAGCCUCCUACUUGCCCAUGUCCAUCAUCAUCGUCGGGGUGGGCAACGCUGAUUUCACAGACAUGCAGAUCCUGGACGGGGACGAUGGGGUCUUGCGGUCUCCCAAAGGGGAGCCCGUCCUGCGCGACAUUGUGCAGUUCGUCCCCUUCCGCGAUUUCAAAAACGCCUCUCCGACGGCGCUGGCCAAAUGCGUCCUGGCUGAGGUGCCCAAGCAAGUGGUGGAGUAUUACAGCUACAAGGCCUUGCCACCCCGCAGCCACAAAGGAGGAGGCAGCACCCCGGAUUCCACCCUGAACUCGCCCCAGUGACCAGGGAGGGUCCGGCUCAUUUUGGGACCCUCCUCCACCGCUGCUGUGUUGUCUGUCCUCCCGUCAUCCUCCAACUCAUGAUCCCCAGUGAAGUGACCAGAGGGAAACAGAGUGCCAUACACUGCCGGACGUGUAAGACGAUGAAGCAUUAGUUUCCUGAAUUACCGGAGGAGGCCAGGAGCAAAGGGUUGGCUGCCCUUAGUGGACCAAAAGAUUUUUCGGAAGUGUUUCCCAAGUGAAGCAAAGUGUCACACUUCAAAACACACACCACACAUGAGGGAAAAUUGCAAAAAAGGGAUGCUGGGAGGAGGAUUUAAAGCCUAAACGGAAGACACCCAAGGGUUUCUUGGCUCUCUUGGUCUGGAGGACAGUGAUCACAAGUAGAGAGAAGGAGAAGAAUACAGAGAAGGAGGAGAAUAAUUCUCAUGUACACACGUACCUAUGUGGUAUUUACUCUCUGGCCACCCAAGGGACUACCUUUCCUGAAGUUUGCCAUUUAUUUAAUUGUAUUGUAGAUUGGAGUAUAUGGCGCUUGGGGGUCUCUUUCAUCCAUCUACACCCAAACACAAAUAGCCACAAAUGGGACCACCUUCCCUGCAGUUUGCCAUUUAUUUACUUGUACUGUGGGUUGGACUAGAUGGCCCUUGGGGGUCCCAUUCAUCCAUCUACACACAAAUACACAUAUCAACCACAAAUGGGACUACCUGCCCUGCAGUUUGUCAUUUCUUUAAUUGUUCUGUGGAUCCUGCCCAAGCUGUGGGUUGGGCUAGAUGGCCCUUGGGGGUCCCACCCAUGUAGCCAUACUUGCACUUGGCAAGAAUCCUCUACUUACCACAGGGGCAACUCUCCCUGCAGUUUGCCCAUUCGUUUCUUCAAUUGCACUGUUGAUCCAUUACAGGAUGGACUAGAUUACCCUUGGGGGGGGGUCCCAUCCAUACACAAACACACAUAACAAGAAUAAUCCAGCUAUCAAAGGAACUACCUUCCUUGCAGUUUCCCCACCCCUUUCUUCCAUUGCACUGUGGAGCCAUUAAGGGAGGGACUAGAUGGCCCUUGGGGAUCCCACCCAUCCAUGAAUUUACCUGUAACUUUAUUUAUAUUCAAAAAAGUUAUAAAGUAGAUCUCCACAACUCUUAUGAUGUGGUGCCAAGAGAACCUAUAGCCAAAGGAAUGUGGAGAACAGGGAAGUAAUGAGCACAGAAACAUAUACAUGUAUUAUGCUACACACACAAACCCAGCUCCCUGCUUUGUGCUACAGUUCUCAGUAGGUUUUGUCUGGAGUGGGUGUUUUGCUGCCUGGGCUUCCGUCGCAGAGGAGAGGGCGAUCCUCAGGACUUCUCCAUGGCUGUGCAAACUCUCCAGGCAGCUGGAUGGACCUUCCAAUCACUCCUCCUUUGCCCCUUUCAAAUGGGGAGAAGCAUCCUUUCCUUUACUAAAAUCACCAUCUUCCUUUCCCCCCAUGAAAUCACCUGGGGAGCCAUGGCAUUGUCUGCACGUGAGGAAUGGAUGCCAGGUCCGGACAGUGAGUUUGGAGGGUUCUCAGUUGCAUUGUUGCCCCUCUCCCCUCCUUGUCCAGCUCUGACUAUUCUCUCCAAUGUGGUCCACAGUCGUCUUUUCGGUGUUGUCGUCCGCCUUCGGUUUGCAUGACCAACCUCUUGUUCUUGAUGUACAAAAGGGGAGACGCCAAAUAAAAGGAGAUGUUCAAUUUC